ACUUAGCAUAUAUUUGCAAGGCAAAUUAGUAAUAAUUGCAUAUUUGUGUUAAGAAUUCAAAGUACGAACGCAGCCCUCUUGACAGAAGUGUUUGAAAAGAAAAGGUCAAGAAAAUAAAAUCAAAAUCUAAGUUUUGGCUUCUAUUAACAAGGUUCAUGGAGCUUCAACCGCUACAAAAUCAAAAUGGUGCCACAACUCAACCUGCUAAUACUAAAGUUUUCAUUCCUUCCAGUUCUAAAAAAAUGAUGAUGAUUCCAGGCAGAACAAGAUUUGGUAAGUCUUACCAAUUUACUCGUUUUGAUAAAGUCAUUUUGGUGCUCACCAUUAUUUUCAACAGUCUCAUUUUGUUGCUAGCAUUGGCAGCACUGGCUCUUGGUAUAUUUUUGAACACCUAUCGAGGAAGUUAUGCUGAUUUAUGUGGUGACAACGAGUGGUUUGUUGCUGCUGGAUUUCUGCUUGGUUUUGGUUCUGUACUUGUUAUUGCAGUUGUUAUAUCUUACAUUGCCAUAUGCACGAAAAACACCAAACUUCUAAUGAUGUUUAUUUUCACACUGAUAAUGUUGUUCAUUGGUGAGGUGACGGCAGGGAUAUAUGUGUUUGCAAGAAGAGAUCAUAUCGAAGACAGGUACCAAGCGUGCAUGAUAAAUGCUUAUCAAAACCAAUAUUUUUAUCCAUCUUACGAGCACGUCACUAAGGCCUGGGAUUUGUUUCAAAGAAGGUUUAAAUGCUGUGGUGUCCAGGAAUCACUAGAUUUCUUGAAAAACAACCGAGCACCCCCCGGCGGUCCUAAAGCGUGUGGUGGUGAUAGAGACGACGCUUUUGCACGACAAGCCUGUUUUCCAGUAAUAAAACGGGAGGUUCUUGAUAACUUCUACCUCAUUGGUGGAACGGCGUUCAUUAUUGCUGUUGUUCAGCUUAUUACGUUGCUGAGCGAUUUUGUUCUUCUACGCAUCUAUCGUAAAGUUGAAGAAUACGAAUGAAAACGCGAAAAAAUAUUGUAACCAUUAUCAAGAGAAGUGAUGUAAUAUUUUGAGUAGCAAUCUAUAUACGUUUAAUGUAGUAUAUAUUUAUCCAAGGUGGUGUCUAACUUCUAUUUAUUGCACUGUUGUGUAGAAGUUUUCAACUACCAUCAGUCUUUGUUGUAGAGGAACGGUUGUUUAAUGAGCAGUUUGCAUUAUUUGACUCAUUAUACUUUGUGUGUUGUGCCGAUCGUAAAAUUACACACUACAUGAUAUAACCCUCCUCUUUUACAUGUAUAUAAUGCUUCACCAUAUCAUCGGGUAAUUUUGCUUGUACCAUGGUGCAACACAACACACCAAGUUCUUAGAUGAUAUAUUUACGUUUUAUUGAUUAUGUAGUUUAGGUUUUAUAAGACAUUUCUAACAUAAAAGUUGUUUUUCAAUUUAAGUUUUUAAUAUAGAUGGUGCACGUUUUUGUCUCUAUCUAUAAUUACCAUAGACCUUUUUGUAAAAUUGUCUUCAUCUUAUGCAUUUACAUCUAUUGUAGUGCUGUUGAAA
This is a messenger RNA of Xenia sp. Carnegie-2017, 1517 nucleotides long. Its product is annotated as leukocyte surface antigen CD53-like. The transcript is spliced from 9 exons. The record is from RefSeq and is a predicted model, not a curated record. Lineage: Eukaryota; Metazoa; Cnidaria; Anthozoa; Malacalcyonacea; Xeniidae. Bases 156 to 980 code for a protein of 274 amino acids. Gene Ontology annotation, cellular component: membrane.